Aphanomyces invadans is the source of this 600-nucleotide messenger RNA. RefSeq lists its product as hypothetical. Bases 1 to 600 code for a protein of 199 amino acids. The record is from RefSeq and is a predicted model, not a curated record. NCBI's taxonomy places the organism in Eukaryota, Oomycota, Saprolegniomycetes, Saprolegniales, Verrucalvaceae. The transcript has 2 exons.
AUGCCACCGGCAGCGCGAGAAGCAAUCGAUGAUUUCGUCGCCUUCGUGACGAAGCGCGUGGAGAUGCGGCACUCGGAAGGCUUGGCGCUCUUGGUCAAAGCGUAUGCGGCGGGGGAGGCAACCGCUUUGUGCAAUGACUUGGUCGACGAGUUCGUGAACGAGGCGUCGAAUGUGGUCAUCUAUGCCAAGAACCGCCCUUCAACGAGCCCCGCUCCCUUUCCCAGCUCGAGUCCGCCAAAGAAGUGCCCCCACUGUGAUGCCACCCCCGCCAGCCCCACGGCCGACGUCGUUCGUGCCGUUCUUGCCACAACGACUCCCGAUCGUGUUGACUUCAACGAAAACUUGCAUGGCUUCUUACGCGACCACGGCCAAGCAAUGUGGGAGCGGUACUUUAGCUUGCCAGAUCGAGAAUCGCCCAGAUCGACGGCACGCCUUCGAGCUGCAAUCCAAGCGUUUGGGCUCUUGGUGCACGAACUGUACGUGCUCGAAGGAGUGGAUGGGUUUCGGUUCCUCGCCCACUACCCCCAUCCUUCGUGGCCGAUCCUGUCGGAGCAUUCGCUUCUGCCGUACAAUUUUCAAGGGAAGAAUUUCCUCCGGUAA